Messenger RNA from Phytophthora sojae, 576 nucleotides. RefSeq lists its product as hypothetical. Lineage: Eukaryota; Oomycota; Peronosporomycetes; Peronosporales; Peronosporaceae. Bases 1 to 576 code for a protein of 191 amino acids. The record is from RefSeq and is a predicted model, not a curated record. The transcript has a single exon. Gene Ontology annotation, cellular component: extracellular region.
AUGCGAGUUGUCGUCGCUGUUGCUGCUGUUGUAGUAGCUCAGCUGUUCACUGGCACCGCCGCUGCAUCAUGUGAUUCAACUUCAAUCGAGACGCUCCUGACCUCGACGGACGCAACCACGUGCACCUCGGACUCGGGCUACUCGAUUACAUCGCUCCUCACCCCAUCGGGCUCGGAGAUGGCGCUGAUGUGUACGAGCACCGCCUGCCAAACGGUGAUAGGCCAGCUGAAAGCGCUCUCUCCAUCGGAGUGCACAAUCGGGACGUUCGCGCUGUAUGCCAAUCUGAUCACCCCGCUAAGCGGCUACUGCUCGUCGGUCCCGGCAACUGCCACGAGCAGCAGCAGUCGAAGAUCGACGAAUACCACCACCAGCAGCGGAGUUGAAGAGCUAAGCCAAGGGAGUAGUGGAAUGUCUGAAUCAGGCAGCUCAUCAGGGAUUGAGCCCGGUAGCUGGUGUUGUGGUGGGGGUCGUCGUAACUCCAGCGGUGGUGUUGCCAGUGCUCUUCAUCGUGCGGCGUCGACGAAGGAAUCGUCGAUCUGCUCACCCCGACCUAGAAAAUGUACAACCUACCGCUAG